Molecule: messenger RNA, 2016 nt
Organism: Laetiporus sulphureus 93-53
Lineage: Eukaryota; Fungi; Basidiomycota; Agaricomycetes; Polyporales; Laetiporaceae
Product: globin-like protein
Exons: 2
Coding region: 429-1679 (416 amino acids)
Biological process (GO): nitric oxide catabolic process; cellular response to nitrosative stress
Cellular component (GO): intracellular anatomical structure
Molecular function (GO): heme binding; nitric oxide dioxygenase [NAD(P)H] activity; oxygen binding
Source: RefSeq, a predicted model, not a curated record
GCAGCUUGGAAACGGGUCCACGAUGGACCGUCACAUGGAUGACAAAUUGCAGAUGCAUCCGCACGGGAGACAUCAUACGAGUUUUUCAUUACGGUCAAAAAGCAGUUCGUGCCAACAUGUGAACUUCCGUUUUGUUCCGCGUUUUCUGCACUCCAUCAAAGCGCGACCCGCUUCGCAGUCCAGCUCAGCUCUCGCCCGUGAACCUUUGAACGCUUAAACCUUGGACUUUUCUCUUAGAACGUUUCAUGUCACUGUGACGAGGAUCGGCUACGUGCUUGACCAACGUAUGCGCACACUAUUGCCGGCUCGCCGAUGGUACUUAAGGAGAGUUCGGGAUCGCCUCGACUACAUUACGAACCCAGUUCUUUUCCUGGUCAUACCGCGUGCUUUUCUCGUAUCCUCGACGACAAUAUUCGCAACGAUACACUAUGUCUCUCACUCCAGAGCAGGUCCAGAUCAUCAAAUCGACAGUGCCCAUCCUCGUCGAGCAUGGCACUACCAUUACGACUAGAUUCUACCAGAACAUGAUCAACGCGCACCCGGAGCUGAAGAACGUAUUCAACAACGCUCACCAGAUCAGUGGGGAUCAGCCCCGCGCUCUGGCUCACGCGCUGUUUGCCUACGCUUCCAACAUCGACAAUCUCGGUGCGCUCGGCCCAACAGUCGAGCUCAUCUGCAACAAGCAUGCAUCUUUCUACAUUCGCCCCGAGCAAUACGACAUCGUGGGCACGUACCUCCUCGCAGAGAUGAAGAAUUUUCUUGGUGAUGCCUUUACGCCCGCCAUCCAUGACGCUUGGGCAGCCGCCUACUGGCAGCUCGCAAAGCUGAUGAUCAACCGGGAGGCGCAGCUGCACAAGUCCGCGGACGGCUGGACAGACUGGAGGCCGUUCAGGAUUCAGCGGAAAGUGCGCGAGAGCGACGAGAUCACGUCGUUCUACCUUGUACCGGUCGAUGGCGGUAAACUUCCGAAAUUCUUGCCGGGGCAGUAUAUCUCGGUGCACGUGGAGGUACCGGACCUGAAGGCCUUGCAGGCGAGGCAAUAUUCGCUGAGCGAUGCGCCUGGCAAGGAUUACUACAGAAUCAGCGUUAAGCGGGAAUCCGGCGUCGACGUGACCAACCCUGCCUCCGCAGCCCACCCCGGCUACGUUUCCAACAUCCUGCACGAAAAUAAGCAGGAAGGCGACGUCAUCGAUAUCUCUCAUCCCUACGGUGACUUCUACUUUGACCCCGCCGCAGGACCUGCAGACGCUCCCGUCGUUCUCAUCUCUGCCGGCGUCGGCCUUACCAGUCUUAUCUCCAUCCUCAGUACGCUCACUGAGCAGCACACAUUGCGCCCGAUCUCGUGGAUUCACGCUGCGCGCACGCAGAAGGUCCGCGCCUUCGUAGAUCAUAUAUCGGACAUCGUUCGUGAACACAGCAAUGUUCACACGGUGUUCUACACCGUGAAGCCCGCGCCGGAAGACGUGCACGGUGUGCAUUACCACCACGUUGGCGACAUGGAUUUGGGAAAGCUUGAUCGAGAGAAGGACCUGUUUGUCAGCGACAAGAGGACACAGUACUUCGUCUGCGGCCCUGUGUCGUUCAUGGUCGAUAUGGAGAGAGUUCUGAAGGGAUAUGGCAUCGAGGAGGGUAGGGUUCACGUAGAACUCUACGGGACAGGAGGCGUACCCAAGGCAUGAGCGAACAUCAUGAUCAUCGGGCUAACCGUCAAGCAGUAUCUGUAAUGUAUUUGUGCAUACCGGCCAUUGCGUUUUCAUUGGAAUUCACGAACUCCCCUCUCAUUGCAUCUGGGUGUCGUUGACACGAAUCACCGUAAAAUCGUGAUGCCUACCGUUCGCCAAAAAAAUAAACACUGGCCAAUGCGCUCUCCGAGGGGUUAACGGCGGGAUCCGCAGAGCUUCAGGACAUUCGUAACUGCUCCUCCCGUGUCUAUAGAUGUGAUUUAGCUAUUCUACUGGUCAAGCGUCCGACCUUACCCGUGGAUAUAUAUCAUCGGCACCUUGCCGUUAUCUUUCC